Gongylonema pulchrum is the source of this 255-nucleotide messenger RNA. Lineage: Eukaryota; Metazoa; Nematoda; Chromadorea; Rhabditida; Gongylonematidae. The record is from the annotation of a GenBank genome assembly.
GCAGAUUAUCGCUGGGAAAAUUUGCGACAGCUGCCAAUGAUGCCCCGGUUCUUUGUCUUAAUGCUGCUAUGUUUGCUGGUGCUACAUAUUUACUGGACUUACAUAAUCCUAAAAAUUGCUAUUAAAUCAGUGCAAGGAAACAUUGAUGAUAUUCGGGAGGAAUCGGAUGAUGAAACGCCUUCUUCUUCUUCACCUUUACGAGCUGAGGAUGGAUUUAUGAAGAACAACACGAAAAAAGCAGACAAAUUGGAAUGA